AUGUAUAGGUCAUUAGGGAAAAAGACAAUUGAAGCAUUUCGCAUUGUUUCACAUAACAUUCUCAAACAUGGAAUCACACCAACAAGUUUAAUUGAAGAAAGCAUGAAGAACAAUAUUGAAAUGCUUAUCACAAAUGCAGAACGAUGUAAUGCAGAAGGAGAUGAUAAAGAAAUAAUUAAGAUAGUAUUUAAUAAUACAUAUGGAAUGACAUUAAUUGAAGCAGGAAUUAUUAUUUGUAAAGACAAAACAAUAGAUGUGUUGAGAGAUAUUGGAGAGAAGAAAGAAGUUAUUGAAGGAUUAAUAGAAACAAUGAAAAGUCCAAUCACAGAAGUUAAAGAAAGUGCAGCACGAGAACUGAUUAGAAUGAAAUAUGGAGAAGGAGGAAUGAAAGAAGCUAUAUUUAAUGUUUUAACAUCAAAAGAUUACAAUAAAGAAGAAGAAAAAAAAUGUGUAAUGAAGGAAUUAAAGAAUGUGAUAAAGAAAGAAGUGGAAAAUAGAUAA
Molecule: messenger RNA, 501 nt
Organism: Entamoeba dispar SAW760
Lineage: Eukaryota; Evosea; Mastigamoebida; Endamoebidae
Exons: 1
Coding region: 1-501 (166 amino acids)
Source: RefSeq, a predicted model, not a curated record